CAUCGACGCAUGAUCUUGAGUACCGUCUUCUGCCUAUCCGUAUUUCUCUCCGUUGGCAUCAUUCCCGCAGCCCUCCCAUGAAUUAGAUGCGAGAGACGCCUGGUCCAUACCACAUCUCUUCUAAUCAAACGGCCUGCUGGUCGUAUAGUAUACCCUACGUACAGUUACUUUCUGGAGAACUCUUUGGCAUCUAUCUUACCGAGUUGAAACAUCCGGCCCGUGCCACCGGGUAUUCCUCUCGUGCCGACGCCUAUCCCCGCAUCAGAGGACCCGGAUUAUUGAAAGCUCACGUGUGACCCGAAGAGGAUGAAUCCUCGGUCUUCCCGUUCAUGAUACACCAAGGAUACCUACCAAAGAGAUAGAUGAUGGGAGAUCAAAUCACCCAAGUGCAGCCGGUCCGACCUGGAAGCCCCGGAAAGAAGAAGGAUGAGGGAGAUGGAGGGGAAGCAGGAACUAAGAAGCCUGGAUCAAAAGCCCCGGGCCGGAAAAGGACAAAAACGGGGUGUCUAACAUGUCGGAGACGGCGCAUCAAAUGUGGAGAGGAGAAGCCAACUUGUCAUAAUUGUACAAAGUCCAAGCGCCAGUGUGAGGGGUACAAUCAACGGGUCAUAUUCAAAGAUCCUCUAAAUUCCUAUCGAGGGCCAGCAGUGUCCACGUCUUCACAGGCAUCAUUCUCACAACGCACCUCUAAGGCCCGUCAUGGGGAAUCAUCCCAACAAUCAUCAUCAGCCCCCGGCCCACUACCAAUUGCUCCAAAACCCUCCGGAUCCUUUGGACCCUCCGUUACGCCUUCCGAUAUGGCUACUGUGUCUGCUCCAGGUGCCGAGCGAAGGGGACGUGGAUCUAAUGUUGAGUCAAAUUAUCCCACAACGACGACCAGGCAGCCCCCACUUCAGUCAAGCUCGCAGUUUACCAGUGACGUUGACACGGUUAACCAUCUUCAACUUCCGGAAUCAAGGAACAAAAACCCCCAUCAAGAUAAGGUAAACACUCACUAUGACUUCAAGGCCCGUGAAAGGGUCAGACAAGAGUCUAGAGGUGAUCCAUCUACAACAUCCGCACGGACUGCCUGGUCUGCUGGUCCAAGCAGUGCGUCCCUGCCACCCUCUCGAGAACUCUUCUAUGAUUCUAACAGCCGAUUUCCAGCGUCAGCAACAGCCUAUGCAGACUCUUCGGAUUGGCACCGUGCCUCUGCUUCACUGGCAUCAGCCGAAUCUCCCUUCACAACAUACGGCCUUGGCAGCAUGUCUAUGUUUACACAGUCAGAAAACUUUAUCCCAAAGGUUGCGACAACAUCACAACAGCACGGUGGACAUGCUCAGUUCCAGAAUGCAGAGCAGUCACGGAUAUACCCUCCUCAAGCUGGCCAACGGGACUCGGAGAAGCUGAAGAGCAUAUCCAAUCAGCAUUAUCCGGACGAAGAUGAGGAUGAUCCUUUUGACGUGUCUGAUGAUGAUGCCGAUAUGGAAGAGUACGAUGACUAUGACGAUUGGCAAGGUCUAGAUAGCCAUCUGAGGAAUAACGAUCUUGGCAUUGCUGUUGCUGUCCAGGCCGGACAAGGCAACAGAGAUCUUAGCUUCCGUUCCAUCACCUCCUUCAUCGACAGACCAAACAUGCUAGCGACAUAUGCUCCGUCUUCUCGGUCGUCGCCCCUAAAUGAUAGGAUGACAGCACGAGUCUUCUGCCAUUUCAUUAACGUAACAGGUCCAACCAUAUCUCUGUUUGAAAGGCAUCCUGCCAAUCCGUCGUUGGUUUUCCAGGGAAAUCCUGUCCCCAAAUCUCAGCAACAUAUAUGGACUUACACUUUUCCGACUUUGGCUCUCCAAAAUCCGGGACUUUUACAUGCGAUGCUCGCACUGGCAAGCCUACAUAUCGCGAAGCUUCAGAAUGGCCCUAUUACGGCGUCACUAAAGCAUUAUGCCAUCAGUCUCCGCAGAGUUGCAAAAAGCGUCGGCCUUCCCCAUCGUCGAGGACAACCCGCGACACUAGCUGCUGCCAUGCUUCUUGCCUUCUACGAGUGCUGGUGUGCAGAUCAUCAGAAGUGGAGUAACCAUCUGCUCGGUGCAAGGGUGCUAUUGAGAGAAAUCGACUUUGCAGGCAUGACCAAGUAUAUAAAAUCAGUGAAGCUGCAGGAACGUCAACAAGAGCAGGCAAGAAACUACCAAGCUCUCCAACAAGGUCUGGGCGGAUUCCCUGAUGACAUGAGCCGAUAUCAGGCAUACAGCGAGGAUGUCGAUGAAAACAUCGUAAGCAUGUUGAUGGGCAAGAAAGUACGAUAUGAUCAAUAUGGACAGAUCCUGGAGGAUAACACGACAGACUACGAGGGAAGUAGGACCUACACCCAGAGAGAGUUAGACCAAUAUGAGGUACACCGGGAUCUCUUCUGGUGGUAUUGUAAGAUGGACGUUUACCAAAGUAUUCUUGGCGGUGGCCGACUCUUCAUGGAAUAUGAUCGGUGGGGCGACUGCCCUCCACGCGCUCCGUUAGGUCGCCUUAAUGCGACAUACGGCACUUUCGAUCAUCUAAUUCUCCUCAUGGGCCGUCUUGCUGAUUUUGCAUCUAAAGAUGUUAAGAGGAAGAGGUUAGCCAUGAAAGCUAGUGGUGGAUGGCGUCCGCCUGGGGCUAUGAGAAUGCCAGCUCAACCGGGGCCACAGGGGUCGCAAGGACCACAAGGACCUCCACCAGUACCCAACUUCACUGGUAUGGUACCUGGCAUUGGGGAGGCCAAGUUGCCUAUGGGGUUCGAACCUCCCCGAGACGAAUCGUCUCAUCAGGGUGCUCAGAGCGAUGAUAUAGACCUUGAGGCCUGGAGAAUCGAGGCGGAAGAAGAAUGGCAGGAUAUUAUAAAUGCUUUUAGCAUUCUUGAAGACCACUUCGGACCGGAUUUCCAAGCCCUAGGACCCGAGUUUUCCAGGCCCAUUCAUACACCAUUCGGAACAGCCCUCCAAUACCGAACGUAUGGAAUCGCUGGCAUCUGGAUGAAUUAUUACAUGGCUCUGAUCGCCUGUCAUCGAGCCCAUCCAUCCAUGCCACCAGCGGCAAUGAUGGCUGCUGGAAUAGCUGCUCGACAAACAGCCUUUUACGCCAAUGAGCUAGGAAGAAUAGCCGCAGGGAUUGCGCCCGACUGUAGCACGACGACUGAAGUUAGCCCGGGAGUUGGCUCUGCCCUCAUAGAAUCCUCGACAUGCCUCUUCAUAUCCGCGGUACAAUAUCAAAAUGCUGAACAGCGUUCUUGGACGGUUAAUAGACUGCGAGACAUUGCCCGCUUGACCGGUUGGCAGACUGCACUUGCGAUCUGCACGGGCUGUGAGUCUUCAUGGGUGAAGAUUGCAGAGCUGGGCAGGGGGCCACCGUAUGCCAGGACUGUGGAAGAAAGGGAAGUCCCGGAUGUCUGGAGAAGCGCCAGAAGAAUCGACAGGGCUCUCCAUGGGCUGAGCGGCGAUGAGACGAAACUCACCGUGCAGAAGACGGAUAGAGUGCACUACGCUCUAGGUGUUUUAGGAGUUGAGGAGGAUUUCGAGAACUUGAAUUUGGAAAGCGACGAAAAGUUAAAAUGAGUAUGAGAAACAUGGAAUCGGGAUAUUUUCUUCGGUCUGCACUGGAAGCCAGCUGCAGCAAUGUGUACUUACGAGCCACGAAUUACUACUGUACAUAGGCACAAUAUGCCAGACGUCUUCACUCCUUUUUACCUCUAAUGACUCGAAUUGAAAGGUCGCACAGCUCCAAAAAAGGUAUGCCAUACAAUGUGUUUCGAUAUCAAGUCUAGCCCCGCU
Molecule: messenger RNA, 3773 nt
Organism: Amorphotheca resinae ATCC 22711
Lineage: Eukaryota; Fungi; Ascomycota; Leotiomycetes; Helotiales; Amorphothecaceae
Exons: 7
Coding region: 363-3557 (1064 amino acids)
Biological process (GO): positive regulation of transcription by RNA polymerase II
Cellular component (GO): nucleus
Molecular function (GO): DNA-binding transcription factor activity, RNA polymerase II-specific; transcription cis-regulatory region binding; zinc ion binding
Source: RefSeq, a predicted model, not a curated record